AUGGACCGAGUCAAGCGCUUCUUUCGCUCUGGCCCGGAGUACGAGCCUAUACACACCGACGUGGAAAGAGACGAAGAGAGUAUUCACAAUGAAUCGGAAGACGAAGAGGCCACGGCGCCCUUUUCAUGGGUUGAAUACGCGAUCUUCCUGUUGCUCGGCAUUGCCAUGCUCUGGGCUUGGAACAUGUUUCUAGCUGCAGCACCCUACUUCCAACACCGGUUCCGAACGAGCGAAUGGAUCCUCAACCACUUUCAGGCCGCCGAGAUCUCCGUGUCGACGGUUACGAACCUCACCUCGAUGACAGCGUUGACCAAAAUACAAAAGGGGGCAUCCUAUCCAAAGCGAAUAACAGCAUCACUACUCAUCAACACAGUAGUGUUUGGGAUCCUGUCUUUGUCGACACUGGUCCCCGCCCCCGCCGGAGUCUACUUCGGCUUCUUGCUUAUUGCCAUUUUCUGCGCCAGUUUCUCGACCGGCCUUAUCCAGAAUGGACUCUUCUCGUUCGCAUCAGGCUUCGGGAGAAGCGAAUAUACUCAAGCUAUUAUGACUGGUCAGGCUGUGGCAGGGGUCUUGCCCCCACUCGCACAGAUCAUUUCAGUGGUUGCAGUGCCUGCGAAGAAGGCGGGUGAUCCAGGCAGUGCUGAUGAGUCUCCGACCUCUGCAUUGGUCUAUUUCUUGACGGCCACUGCCAUCUCGAUCAUCUCUUUGUUUGCUUUCUUCUAUCUUUUGAGGAAAGAGAGCCAGGCUCGCGCGCUUCGUGCCGCGUCUAAAUCGACGGCAGACGAGACCAACGAAGACCUCGAGCCUAAUGAGCGGCCCGAAGUACCUCUUACGACAUUGUUCAAGAAGCUACCGUUCCUUUCUGCCGCCGUCUUCGUUUGCUUUGGCGUCACUAUGGUCUUCCCCGUAUUCACGGCCUCAAUUCGAUCGGUCAGAGGCAUCGACUCUGCAGUCUUCAUCCCUACAGCGUUCUUGUUGUGGAAUAUAGGAGACUUGCUUGGUCGGCUGGCGACGUUGUGGAAACGGAUCUCUCUGACUCACUAUCCCUUUGCCCUCUUCUGCUUGGCUGUGGCGAGACUACUAUUCAUUCCCUUGUACUUCCUGUGCAACAUCAAGGGCAGAGGCGCCGUCGUGCAAAGCGACUUCUUCUAUCUGGUCGUUGUUCAGUUUCUGUUUGGUCUCACCAACGGAUAUCUGGGCAGCGAAUGUAUGAUGGGUUCUGGAGACUGGGUUGCACCAGAGGAACGUGAGGCAGCGGGUGGAUUCAUGGGGUUGAUGCUUGUCGGCGGUCUGACUGUCGGCAGUCUGCUCAGCUUCUUACUCGGAGAUGUUUAG
Molecule: messenger RNA, 1335 nt
Organism: Capronia coronata CBS 617.96
Lineage: Eukaryota; Fungi; Ascomycota; Eurotiomycetes; Chaetothyriales; Herpotrichiellaceae
Product: solute carrier family 29 (equilibrative nucleoside transporter), member 4
Exons: 3
Coding region: 1-1335 (444 amino acids)
Biological process (GO): nucleoside transmembrane transport
Cellular component (GO): plasma membrane; fungal-type vacuole membrane
Molecular function (GO): nicotinamide riboside transmembrane transporter activity; nucleobase transmembrane transporter activity
Source: RefSeq, a predicted model, not a curated record